Molecule: messenger RNA, 2087 nt
Organism: Nylanderia fulva
Lineage: Eukaryota; Metazoa; Arthropoda; Insecta; Hymenoptera; Formicidae
Gene: tj
Product: Maf family bZIP transcription factor traffic jam
Biological process (GO): regulation of transcription by RNA polymerase II
Cellular component (GO): nucleus
Molecular function (GO): DNA-binding transcription factor activity, RNA polymerase II-specific; RNA polymerase II cis-regulatory region sequence-specific DNA binding
Source: RefSeq, a predicted model, not a curated record
UUUCCUCUCGGGUGGAAUAUUCAAGCGAAAAAAGUAGUCUCCACGCAACAAACAACGGUCACGAGUUGCUCGAGUGGCGGAGGCAGUGGCGGCGGAAACGGUGGAGGCGGUGGAGACGACGGAGGCGGCGGUGGAGGCGGCGGCGGAGGCAAGCAAGAGACGCUCACGUAUGCAACCGCAACUGACGCGGUAGAGAAAGUGGAAGUAGAGGUCGACGAGGUUAAGAUGGAAGCCGAAGACCAUCUAGCGAGAGAGUACGUGCAGGAGUUCGUUCUCGAUCAUCUGGAUCCCGCUGACGUCAAACGAGAGGUACGAAUGGGCUCGCCGACGGUGAUGGUGAACAGCAACGUGGUGCAGCUCCCGGGUCAGGUGCAGCCGCAAAGUCUGACGCUGACGCCGCUGACUCCUCCCGCGCACGAGCUGGAGCAGCCCCAUCCCCUGUACGGCCAACCCCACAUCCAGGUGCAGCACGGGGUCCUGGUGAAGGCGCCGCCGGUCGCCGCGGCGCAUCUCACCACCCUGUCGCACCCGGGGACGCCGCCGGACACGCCGCCGGUCUCGGCCUCGCCGCCGCCGCUGCAGCUGCACCGCGGAGCCGAGCGAGAUCACCGGGUGGCUGGGCGAGACCCGCGGGACCGCGGAGGCAUCCUGCUGCAGCUGCAGCAGCCGCCGGCCCUGGUGCAGGACGAGAUACAAGUGAGCACCGGCGGCAUGAGCUGGCUCACCCAGUCCCUCAGGCAGGAACCCCUGGACCUGAGACCCCACUGUCCCCAAGAGCAGACCCCGGAGCCCCAUCACGAGUCCUGGUCCGCCGCACCGGUGCAUCACCACUUCCAGGAGCUGCAGCAUCUUCCAAGACCCACCAGGCACACGGGUGGAUACCUGACGAUGUCGAAUCAUCUGGACUACUAUAGCCCUGGGGCAGGGGGUGGGAUGCUGCCCGCCGGCAGCAGCGUGAUGCAGGGAAUGGAAGACAGCAUGCAGGGUAUACCGAUGCAACCCGGCAGACCUCUGAGCGUCUGUUCCGUCAGUUCCUGCGGGGCCGGGGGUCCCAAUUCGGUCCAUCGCUCGGCUAAUGGUCUCUAUUCCAAUUGCAACGGCUCGAAUCCUCAGGACGAGCUCAUGGACGACGAGCUGCUGAUGUCGCUGUCGGUGCGCGAGCUCAACAAGCGUCUCCACGGCUGUCCGCGGGAACAGGUAAAUGUGGUGCGGCUGAAGCAGAAGCGGCGGACGCUGAAGAAUCGCGGUUACGCACAAAACUGUCGCAGCAAACGGUUGCAGCAACGUCAGGACCUCGAGACGACCAAUCGGAAUUUGCAGACCGAGCUUCAGCGCACAAAGAUCGAUAUGGCUAGGCUGCAGCAGGAACGCGAUCUCUACAAGCAGAGAUACGAGAUGUUGAGAGCGCGACAAAGUCAUCACCACAGUCACAAUCACAACCAUCAUCAGCAGCAGACGCUGCAGCAACAGCAGCAGCAGCAGCAACAACACCAGACCCCGAAUCAGCAACCGCAUCCGCAGCAGCAACAACAACCGCAACAUCAACCCGCACCCGCAAGCCCCGAAGUCUAUCUGUGACAUCGACAGCGCCGAGGGGGCGCUUGUUGGACUUGAAAUCAUUUGUUACGUCAAUGGAUUCUUCCAUUGGUGAGUAAUAAACAAUUCAAUAAGUCUGCAUAUAUGAGGAACAAAUUAAUUAUAUCUUUGACUGUAUAAGAAUGGACUGCUAGCGGUCUGCAUAAACUAUGGGUUUGUUCUUUAUUGCUGCACUGGUGAACUAGCGUACAUUGGUGCAGUAAGUUAGAGUGAAACAAAAUAUAUUUAUCUCACUUUAACUUGUUGCACUAAUUCACCAGUGCAGCAAUAAAGAACAAACCCUAUAGCACUUCUGCGAGCCAACAUCUCAGUACCCAAAAACGCGCCAAAUUCAAAUAGUCAUUGAUAUAUUCAUAAACGUUUGGUCACAUAUGUUUAUAUUUAGGUUAUCAUAUUUUUAUAUAGGCUAAUAAGGUUGAACAAAUUUAUCAAAUCAACGUUAAGGGGAUGCUGCCGUAGUUCUGUUUUAUCGAUUUUAAGUUAAGCUAGGU